Messenger RNA from Scaptodrosophila lebanonensis, 1535 nucleotides. RefSeq lists its product as uncharacterized. The coding region runs from base 116 to 1429 and encodes 437 amino acids. The transcript has 2 exons. The record is from RefSeq and is a predicted model, not a curated record. Lineage: Eukaryota; Metazoa; Arthropoda; Insecta; Diptera; Drosophilidae.
GUUAUAACGGUGCUUCUAUGUAGUUAUAUACAAGCGUGUCUUCUCCGUUUUGUGAAAGUUAUAAAAUAAAUGUUUAGCGAGUUAUUGGUGCGAAAACCAACGUGCUUUUGCCAAGAUGAAUUUUACGCGAGUUGUUGUAUUUGUUAAUGACAAUAAGAAGUCCACAGGCACGGUGAGUGAGGGGCUUGCUGAAAAAGAGGGCCGCUUUGGAUAUGGUGGCGAAUUGCACCUUUUGGAUAGAACCUCGCUGCGUCUGCUGUGCUGUCAGAACGCCUCCAAGCCUCAUGUGCUGUUGGCUAAGAAGCUACAUUUUGACUCGUUGGUGAGCAGUGGAGCGAUAGAUAAUACGCAGACGGAGCUUUCCGGCCUGUUGCACUGGAUGUUUACGAAUCAGCGAGAUGGCUUGCUGCUCCGGUUGACACCUAACCGGAACUGUAACUUCAUGUUCCUAAUGAACGCGCUGGCUGUCCAGGUGACCGAAAAGUUGGAGGAGUUGCGGCUGAAGCUGGAACGGGGCCAGGUUCGCUACAGGCAACUGGUAGAGGAGCAGACGUUGCCCAGAUGUGGCUGUGCGAGCCGCUUGGAAACGCAGUUCAAUUUUUCGCACACUGGCGAGCUAUUCAGUUGGUUCGUGAACGAAUACCGCCUGCGAGCAGGCUUGGCUACCGGCCACGAGUUGGUCGAAGUGGAGUACCACGUCGAGCAGAAGGAGAAGAAUCUGAAGUUCUGCGUAAAGUUCGGAGUUGUGUUUGUGGCUAUGUCUGACCUGGGCCUAGAAGGCUUAUGUGCUCUGCGCAGCUACUUCAGUAACGACGUCAUUACAGCGGCUCUGGCACGCACCGCUCUGGCAAAGUAUUUGCGGCACGUAACGGAGGAUGCAGACCGCAAGCCUGUGGUGGUGCUGCUGCUCUGCCAUGUGUUAACCACUGGCGCCAAAAUUGAUGCCGCCAAUGUGCAGUUGCUGGGCUUGGCGCAUUUGGCCUAUCGGCAGGACAAGCCGGGCCUCGAGCGAGAGGAAUCGGUGCGCACAGCGACUCUUGCUUCAGACCAUUUGCCGGCCUACACUUCAAGCAUGGCUCCUCUGACGGAGUUAAAUCAGCUAAAGCAUCUUGAAGAGGAAAAUAAUGCGAAUAUCAUCACCUUGCAGCAAUGCCUGGAGCACUGUGUACAGGAAUCCCAUAUAAUGAGAAGCUUCAUCGCCUCCAACAGCAUCUUCCAGCACUGCGAGCUCGAUGGAGACAUACAGACCGUGCAGACAUCCUUGGAGCGUUGCGUGCAACACGCCCAGCUGUUGGAACUGUGCCGCAAUAAGUUCGAGGAAUGUUUUUCCAAUAAUGUGGAAAUGUCAAGAUUGAUGGCCAGUCCUGUGCUGUCCCAGAUUAUCGCGAAAAGCUUCAACUCCGCCAAUAGGAGCAAUAAAUUAAUUUGAUUCCAAUAAUAUCUCAAUGUCUCAUGAUCGUGUACUUACAAUUUAGAAAUAUCUUAGCAUUAAGUUAUGAGUUUUGUAGCAUUUUCAAAAAUUUACUGUAAUACCA